Messenger RNA from Stereum hirsutum FP-91666 SS1, 891 nucleotides. Its product is annotated as family A G protein-coupled receptor-like protein. The transcript has 6 exons. Bases 1 to 891 code for a protein of 296 amino acids. Lineage: Eukaryota; Fungi; Basidiomycota; Agaricomycetes; Russulales; Stereaceae. Gene Ontology annotation, cellular component: endoplasmic reticulum; plasma membrane. The record is from RefSeq and is a predicted model, not a curated record.
AUGGCAGGCCCUCUCCAAGACAACCCUCCUACCGCCAACAUCCAUAUUACCAAUGGUGCUAGUGACUGGCUGUGGGCCGUCUGCGCCCUCAUGUCCGUCUCCAUGCUCUUCACACUUUUCUGGUCGCACAUGCAACCGUUAGGGCAGAGGGCAUUCCAUCACACCGCAACUGUAAUUCUGUUUGUGUCUGCCGUGGCGUAUUUCGCUAUGGCGUCUGAUCUUGGACAAACUGCUGUCGCGACCGAAUUCCGGGACACUUCCCCGGGUAGUACCCGAAACGUCUUCUGGGUCCGUUACAUCCAAUGGGCCAUCAACGGACCACUGAUCAUUAUAAUGGUCCUCCUUACCACUGGACUCGCCCUUUCCGACGUCUUCCUCACCGCAUUUAUGACCCUCGCCAUCGUCGUGAUGGGCCUCGUCGGCGCACUCACCCCAAGCAGCUACAAAUGGGGCUUCUUCGUCUUCGGCCUCUUCGCUCUCUUCUACGUCUUCACGUCGCUCUGGGGCCUCGGGUCGCGCACCUCUCUCAAUGCGGGUGGCGCAACCCAUCGUCGCUUCUUCAACACCGGCUCCGGCUGGAUCUCCUUCAUCUGGCCUCUCUACUUCAUCUGCUGGGGUCUCUCCGAAGGCGGGAACCGUAUCUCUCCCACGGGCGAGAUGAUAUUCUACGGCAUCCUCGAUCUCUUCGCUGGACCGCUCUUCUUGUUCACACACCUUUGGGCUCUGAGAAGCUUGGACUACGCCGCGUUCGGGCUGCAGAGUGGUAAGGCGAGCGAUUAUGCGGGCGUUACCGGGACGGGUGUGGGUGCGGGUCCGGCGGGGGCUGGGACUGGGACGAAUGGGGUUGGGACGAGCACGGGGAGGAAGGAGGCGGAGGCGGGAGUGGUUUGA